AUCAGAAAUACAGAAAUUCAGAUUUCAGAAUUCAAUGGCAUGUUGUUUUUAGACAUUUAUACUGAUUAUACUGAUCUGUCUCUACAUGCCUAUACUUUAUAUUUCAUAAUUUAUAUUGUUACAAACUUUUGAUGACAUGGUGGAAAGAAAAGUUAAUAUGAAAGACCUAGAAGCAGCAGCAAAAGCCUCGGCUACUUCUAAAGUAAUAAAUACGUUUAAUCGGCCAGGUCAAUUAGAUAAAAUCAAUCAAAUUAAACAAAGAUAUUCACGAAAAAAAGCUUCUGUUGAAGCUUUAUUAAAAUCAGCAAUGCAGCAACAGCUAGAUGGGGUACGUGUUGGCCUUAAUGAAUUGCAUUGUUGUUUGGAAGAUGUUUUAGAAAUCGAAAAUAGUGUAAAAAAAAUGCUUGGUUUAUUUUCUGAUGUACCCAAACUAUGUAACACUUUAAAUGAGGUACGGGAUGAAAAUAUGAGACAUUCACAAUAUGUUACUGCAAAAGAAAAUCUCAAACAUAUAUUCACAGUUCCUGAUAGUGUAGAAAAAACUAAACAAUGGAUAAAUGAAGGAAAAUUACUCCAUACACAUCAAUGUUUAAGAGAUCUAGAAAACUCGAGAGACGAUCUCUUGUAUGAACUUCAUAAAUUGCCCAAUCAGUCUCCUCAUGAUAAAUCAAUGCUAAAAGCAUAUUUUGCUGAUGUAGAAGUUCUGUCAAAUCUCUUAGAGAAACAGUUAACCUUUAUUUUAUCCCGGACGUUAAAUACUGUUCGUAAGGAUCCUACUGUAAUAGUAACUGCCCUGAGAGUCAUUGAAAGAGAAGAAAAAUCAGACGAAGACGCCUUAAGGCAGCAGAAACAAACGGGAUUCUUACCUCCUGGAAGACCUAAGAAAUGGAAGGAAAUGAUGUUUCGUAUUUUAGAAAAAUCAGUAGCCUCUAAAAUUGAGGGGACACAAGUUGAAGAACGAGAGGACAAUAAACAUUGGUUAAUAAGAUAUUUAGAGUUGAUUAGGAUGACGAUAUUGGAAGAUUUACGUGUAGUGAAGACAUUAUGUGUACCUUGUUUUCCACCAAGAUAUAAUAUUAUAGACCAAUACAUACAUAUGUAUCACCACUGCUUGGGUGUACAUUUACAAGAAAUUAUCCAAAAUGGGUUGGAAGGAAAUGAGUAUGUUUCAAUAUUAUCGUGGGUAAUGAAAAUUUACAAAUCUAAAGAUCUUCUAGGCCAUUCCGAUUUAAUAGAACACACUGAAAAAUUACCCGCCUUGCUUCCACAAGCUGUAAUAGAUCGACUUGAAGGCGAAUAUUUAAAGAAUAUAGAAAAUAAUUACUCAGAAUGGAUGCAGAAUACGCUGAAGUCCGAGAAAGAAGAAUGGCGAUCUAAUAUUGAGCCCCACCUCGAUUCAUAUUCUAGAACAGCUGCUCCGAUCAUAAUUUUCCAAAUGAUAGAUCAAAACCUUCAAGUUGCUAAAACAAUAAGCGAAGAAUUGACGAUAAAAUCAUUGAAUCUGAGCAUUGAACAAGUUGUAAAAUUUGGGGACUCCUUUCGUGAAGCUAUUAUAGAAUUCAAAAACAAAUAUUUUGAAGAUAGGAAGCAGGUAUUAUAUUUCACACAGUGCAUGAUAGUAAUAAUAAAUAAUUGUUUGCAACUGGUAGACCUGGGAUCACAAUUAGGGAAACAGUAUCUCAUUAGUUCUUCGCCACACAAAUUAAGUGAAAACUUUAAUAACCUGAGAGGAACGUUCUUUGGAUUGCGAAACGAGUCUGUAAAUUAUUUAUUGGAAGAAUUAUUUAUAGAUUUAGAUCAACACUUUGAAAAAUUAUUCAAUGUACAGUGGCUUAGUACAAACGUACCUGCAGAUACAAUAUAUGCUACAAUAGAAGAUUAUUUCCAAGAUUACAAUAAUUUGGUGGAAGUUAAUUAUAAAUAUGUUGUAGAUUUAACUAGAAAUAUGGUAGCAAAACGUUACUUAACAGCAAUGCUCUCUAAAAGGACAUCCUUUAAAACAUACGAAGAAUGUACCAAAGCAGCAAGUAAAGCAAUGAAAGAAAUAGAAAGAUUAAGUCAGUUGUUUAGUAAUCUUAGUAAAGAUUUGGAUGAAGAUGAUCCGUUUGAAGCCAUCACUAUGCUUGCCGAAGUGCUUAAAAGUGAUGACGAUAUGUUGUCUUUUGAUUUGCAUAGAGUUGUUGAAAAGUAUCCAGACAUUACAGAAGAUCACUUAUUAAGGCUUUUAAGUCUAAGAGGGGAUUUAUCCAAAGCAGAUAUUAAAGAUAAAGUUUUGCACAUAGAUAAACCCAAAGUGUUGCACAAAAGUAGCAUUUUCAAGACGCUCGUAUUUCCUAAGCUUGUGAAUAUAAAUUUGAAUUUUUAAUAUAUAUAUAUAUAUAUAUACCGGGUGAUUCAGUUUGGUAU
Molecule: messenger RNA, 2406 nt
Organism: Anoplophora glabripennis (Asian longhorned beetle)
Lineage: Eukaryota; Metazoa; Arthropoda; Insecta; Coleoptera; Cerambycidae
Gene: Sec6
Product: exocyst complex component 3
Exons: 9
Coding region: 137-2365 (742 amino acids)
Biological process (GO): exocyst localization; exocytosis
Cellular component (GO): exocyst
Molecular function (GO): SNARE binding
Source: RefSeq, a predicted model, not a curated record